Molecule: messenger RNA, 947 nt
Organism: Oryza sativa Japonica Group (Japanese rice)
Lineage: Eukaryota; Viridiplantae; Streptophyta; Magnoliopsida; Poales; Poaceae
Source: RefSeq, a predicted model, not a curated record
ACCGAGUCGGAGAGGGAACGGCAACCCUAUCUAGUCGUAAGUAAGAUCGAGAGAGAAGAAAAAAAAAGGAAAAGAAAAAGAAGGAAGAGGGUUGAGGAGGAGGAGGAGGGAGGUGAUGGCGAUGAUGCGAUCGGCUUUGGCGAGGGUAUUCCGCCGCUCCGCCUCCGGAUCCUGUUCUGCUCCAGCGGGGGUGUGCCGCCGCCGGCCGGAGAUCAUCGACCAGGCGCCGCCACUGCCCUCCCUCCGCCCCGCCGCGAUGCCGCACAUGUCUGUAGCCGCCGCCGCUGCAGCUGCGCCCACUCGCCGCCUCCUCCAGGGACCGCGACAAUUCCUCGUCAUCUCUGAAGCAACCGAGGGUGUGAAGUGGGCAGGGCAGAAGAGGUUCUUCUCCAUGGAAAGGAAUGCUAAUGGUUUUAAGCUUAUGGAAUCAGCAAGGCUGGCAGUCAAGAAGAUCAAGGCAUUGGGUAAUGCAAGGAUCGAGAUUGAUCCACGGAAUGAGUUCUAUGUUGUAGCAGUAGCAACUGCGAUAUCUCUUUGGCUGAUGUCAAGACAAUAUCGAAGCCUUGGCGACCCCACAUUUCCUGGUGGCAGCAUGAAAAAGCUUCAGGCUUGGAAGCGUGUUUCUAAACUUAACUCUGGGAAAUCUAAUAAUGCUGAUGAGUGAUGUCGAUGGCACUCUUGAUGGAGGGUAAUCUUUGCUGCAAUAUGCGUGGUAGAGUUGGUCGUAUUUAUUAGUUAAGUCAGUAAAGAACAUGUAGUAGAGUGACUGGUAUUGUAAUUUUAUUUAUAUGAAUAUUUACUGUGCCUUCUUCUCGUACUAGUUGACUAGCUAAACUGAAUGAAGAACUUAUCCAGUUGGCCCCUUGUCCAUGUGAAAAAUUCCAUACAAUGGCCUGUUAAUGGUUGUUUUGCCGGAUCAGCCAAAGAAAUAUAGGCUGACCAAAUUU